UUUUCUGGAACAUCCUAUCAGUUGGCGGUUAGUUGUCUCACAUUAACUAGUAGUCGGCGCUUCAUUUGAAGCUAGCUACUAGCUUUGGCAUUCCAGCAGGCUGGAAUUCAGGCUUUAGCUACAGGACACAAAACAUAACAACAACGCUACAGUUUGCGCCGUGGGUUAACUGACAAAAGACUUAUUUAAACCGCUGUACGCUGGUAACGUUUCAGUGAAUACGUGGAGAAUUUAUUGGAAGUGAUGCAGCGCUUUGCAUCAAAGUUAUCCCGCUGGAGCUCUUUUAAUAACAGAGCCCAACCCAGAUGUGACCAACAGCAACACGGGCCAGCCUCGUAAUUGUCCACUGGCUAACGCUUUAUGCUCUCAUUUGAGGGUAUAAAUGUGAAGAUGGAAACAGAAGAGCGUGGGUGUGUGAGACCUUGAAGUCUCGUGCUGAUGUUUGACAGCUGCAGCUUUCUACAGUCACAUUGAGACACAGGGUGAUCAGGGUGGUGGGGGAAGGCCGUAUCCCCCCAUCCUAAUCUAGUCCCCCAACCAUGGACAAACAGGGACCCAUCACUACACCAGGCAAAUCAAGUGGGCUAAAGCCUCCCAGUAAAAUAGCCCGUCCAUCCGCAGUACUAUCUAGGACGUCCCUGUCAUCUGGUGCUCCAAAGCCAGUUCCUCCUGAAAAGUCCUUGUCAGUUGUGACCUCCCCAACACAAGAUGUGCACACAGACUUUAAGAUCGGCGACAGGGUCUGGGUGAACGGCAGCAAGUCCGGCUACGUUCAGUUUGUCGGAGGCACCCAGUUUGCUCCCGGACAGUGGGCGGGCAUCGUCCUGGACGAGCCCAUCGGGAAGAACGACGGGUCGGUAGCGGGCGUGCGCUACUUCCAGUGUGAGGAUGGACGGGGCAUUUUCACACGAUCGUCCAAGCUAUCCAGGACGCCGCUGCCAACGAAGGAGGCCAAUGGAGGGCAGGCCAGCCUGGUACAAGCAGCCCACACAACAAGCAAGGCUGCACCAGCUGUCGCUGCCCCAAGUGCUCCAGUCACCGGUGUAAAGGCCAGUUCUGUCCUGAACCGUACAGUAAAUUCCACCGAGUCUGUGUCCAACCUGUCUGACCCCGACUCCCUGAAGAAGACCAGACAGGAGCUCAGGCUGGGAGACCGCGUUUUGGUCGGUGGAACAAAGGCAGGGGUGGUGCGGUUUCUAGGAGAAACAGACUUUGCGAAGGGAGAGUGGUGUGGCGUGGAGCUGGACGAACCUCUGGGCAAGAAUGACGGAGCUGUAGCUGGAACUAGGUAUUUUCAGUGCUUGCCCAGGUACGGCCUGUUUGCUCCGGUCCACAAAGUGACACGGAUUGGCUUCCCCUGCACCACGCCCACCAAGGCGAAGAACUCCCUCAGGAGUUCCACUUUCAAGAGGAGUCCGAGCGCGUCCUCCGUCAGCUCCCUCAGCUCGGCAACCUCCUCCAUCAGCGGCAAACCCAGCCGGGCGGGACUGCUGACAGAAACAUCUGUGCGGUACGCUCGGAAGAUUUCGAGCACCACGGCGCUGCAGGAGGCGCUGAAGGAGAAGCAGCAGCACAUUGAACAGCUGCUGGCAGAGAGGGACCUGGAGAGGUGCGAGGUCGCCAAGGCAACCAGCCGCGCCGGAGAGGUGGUGCAGGAGCUGACUGUACUGAGGAAAGGGCGGGAUCAGUACGCACUGGAGAUGGAGGACAAGCUGGAUCAGUUGCGUUCUAUGGUGGAGGCCGCUGAUCGAGACAAGGUGGAGCUACUCAACCAACUAGAGGAGGAGAAGAGGAAAGUGGAGGACCUGCAGUUUCGUGUAGAGGAGGCAUGCAUCACCAAAGGAGACCUCGAGACGCAGACCAGGCUGGAGCAUGCCCACAUAAAGGAGCUUGAGCAGAGCCUGCUCUUUGAAAAGACCAAAGCUGAAAAACUCCAGAGGGAUUUAGAGGACACUAGGGUUGCGACGGUGUCUGAGCGCUCCAGGAUCAUGGAGCUGGAGAGGGAGGUGGCAGACUUCAAGCUCAGACUGCGGGCGUCCCAGCAGAAGGAGGACGCCGUGUCUCUGUCGCCGCAUCAGGUUGGCAGUCUCAACACCCAGGUUAAAUGCCAGGAGAAGCAGAUCAGUGAGCUAAGCGUCGACCUGGAGCACAAACAGAAGGAACUUCAGUUUGCACUGCAAGACAGGACGUCUUUACAGCAGCAGCUGUCCAGUCUGAGAUGCAAGCUGGAGGUUGCUGAGGAGGAGAACAGGGUCAUAGCAAAGACCAUGAAAGAGCUGGAGAAUACUGUGGAGCAGUCAAAGAAGGACUUCCAAACCCAGCGCAGAGAGAUGGAGCUGAAGUCCCAGCUGACAAAGGCAACGGAGAAGCUGGACAGAAUGAACGUGUCUUUAGUGCAGAUGACUAUAGAGAAGAAAGCUCUGGAGUCGCAGCGCGACACUUUGAAACAGCAGAACUCCAAAUACCAGGAGGAGCUGAGCCUGUCGAAGGAGCGCAGCGGCGCCGAGAGCCUCCGGAUCGGCAUCCUCUGCAAGGAAAUCAAGGAGCUGAAGCUGGCCUCCCAGAAGUCUCAGCGUCUGGACGAGCGCAAUGUGGACCGCAACGGUCAACAGCCAGACAUGAAGACCAGGCAUACUCAAGAGAAGAAGGGAGAUGCGGAUCUUCAGAAAUCCACGGGAGCUUUAAUCUCAGACAAAGACAGAGAACUGGAAACUCUGAGGAACGAGAUUGCCGUGCUGCGCGGAGAGAACGCCAUGGCCAAGACGCUGCAGUCGGCUGUGGAGACGCUGGAGAAGGACAAAGCUCAGCUGCAGAGUCGAGUUUGCACUUUAGAGCAAAGGCUGAUGGGAAGCCAAACCUCAGACUCCGAGAGCACGGAGGCUCCCCCAUCAGGCAAUCCUGUCCUGCAACAGCUGAAAGAAGAGAAAGAGUUCGCUGAGGGACAGAUCAACUUCCUGAACAGCGUGAUUGUGGACCUGCAGAGGAAGAACGAGGAGCUGAAGAUCAAGUUGAAGAAGCUGGUCUUGUCAGAGUUCAACGGAAACGACGGCACAGACGGGUUUGAGGAAGCGAUACCAAAGCGUAAAAAGAAGUCGGCUCCUCGUCUGUUCUGCGACAUCUGCGACUGCUUCGACCUCCACGACACGGAGGACUGUCCCACGCAGGCACAGAGCCCCGACUCCAUACCUCACACCACCUACCAUGGCAACCCGUCCGAAGAGCGGCCCUACUGUGACAUCUGCGAGGUGUUCGGCCACACCACCGAGUCGUGUAACGACGACCAGACCUUCUGAGGCGCUCCGCCGCCACCCUCCCGCUCCGUCGCCUGAUGCAUUUCUUACACUCCUGCUCCAAUAAAUCCCUCAGAUUACUUCCAUAAUGUAUUUUUAUACCGUGUUGAUGCGUAGAGCUGCGAUCGACUCUCCUAACCCUUUUGUUCCUCUGAGAGAUGGGGUUCUGAUUGCGGUGCAGAACGCUCCUCCAAAUACGCUUCGUCAGUGCAAUAUUGAUGUUUUUAUCAAAUGAAAUUUGCUUUCUGCACUCGUUUUUUUUUUUUUUUAUAUAUAUAUAUGUUUAGACGUUUUGUUUUUUUUUUUUACUAAGUGAAAGUGAUUUUCCACGUGUCGUUUCUAGGCUUUUGUUUUCUCAACAAAGUGAUGCAACUUAAUGAAGCACAGUUAAAACUGAAGGGAAACAAAGACCUGCACUGUUUUCGUUAACUAAUCAGCAGCACUGCCACAUGACGCAUAAAAUAAAUGAUUUAUGCUCAGUUUUAUUAGUUAACGUCUUGGUCCGGUUUAAACGAGGCUGAGUCAAAUCUAUUAAACACGAUGCAUAAGAGCGUAUAAAACAGUCCUUAAAGCACGUGAGGAAAAACUUUUAUUUAAGAAAAAAAUCUAACAAAUGUAACAACAAUAUUAUAAAGUUGAAAUGUGGAUAUUUUGUUUCAAGAGAGCAGCAAUAAUUCAGUGUGAAAAUCUUAAAUAGGAAUAUCUAAUUUUGCAUACAGGAAGACAAUAAUUGGAGCAAAAAGGGAAAGGAAACAACAAAAAACCAGAUUCAUAAAUUCAUAAGCUGUUGUCCAUUUGGAAGACGUCUUCUCCGCAUUUUGUUACGUUAUAACCACAAACUUUAAUGUUCUCUAGCAAACCUCUGGCACCGAGGAGCUUUAUUUACGCUGAGGCUCAAUAACACAGCUGGACUCUAUUUUCGUAUCAGAAUCUCUUGGAUCGGAUUUUAUUUUGGGGCAUCUGAGCGAUCAAGACUGAAUACGAAACUAUUUGUAAAAAUCGGCCUUUGUACAUCUAAAGACAAUUUGCUGCACCAAAUUUUAUUCUGGGGCAUUAAAGUGAAGAGAUUUGAAUAAAAAUAUAGAUUUCUACUUGUUAAUAAGAAAUGUCGGUUUUUCUUCCGGGUCUUUUUUUUGCUCCAUCUCAUAAAAUCCCAAUAAAACAUAAGAUUUGUGGUUUUAACAUUAGAACAUUUGAUGUUCAUUUGCAAAGCAUCAUUUUACAAAUCAGGCUUUGUAAUGAUGCUUAUCUUGAAACAUUUUCGUAUUCUGGAAAUAUUACAACUUUACCCUCUAAAUAUACCUUCAUAGCACAUUUUUUGAUCAAAAUAUCAGUGAUCCUCUAUGUAUCCUCGGAGCACAGUUAUUAUUUAACCAUUUUUAUUUCUGAAGCUAUGUCUUAUUACGAUUUAAAUUAUAUAUUUUUUAUUAACAGUUGCAUAUUUUUUUCGCAAUGUUACACCGUGUUUCUGGAAACAAACCAACUUUUCAAACCGUCGUAGUUUGACCAAUGUCAGCACUGAAUGGUACCUGAUGGAAGCGACGGGUGACGUUCUACUCUUGGCCUGUAGAAAGUAGAUGCAGAACGCAUUUGGGUGGGAACAAAAACUAAAAGACGACGUGACAACAACAAAAAAUCGGGAAAUGGAUCCAAAUUGAAAAAUAUGAAGCUUGUAUUUGGCUAUUUUCCUUCAUUAUAUCGUGGAGUUUGACAGUUGUUCCGGUCAUGAAUUUUUUUUUAAUGCUUUACAUUUCUGCGAGAGCUUUAAGGGGAGCUUUUUGUCGGAGCUUGCUUUAAAGUUAAGAUUUCAACCCUUUAAUCCGACACACGUUUCCUCAGCUUCUAGGUCAGGGAUGAACAUAUCUGCGUUUUCACCUUCCUGUGCGUUGCCGGUGAAAGCGACGGGAGGUUUGAUGAAGUUACAUUUUGUUAUUUGUCUCCUGAUGUUUUAAAAGCCAGCGACCGUUCUUACAGGGAAAUAAGCUAGCACUGAUGAAGUUUAACGCCUGCAGUAGGACUACUGUAGUACAGAAGACUGACGUGGCGUCCAGCCUGGUAUUGCACUCUCCACUUUAAAGAUUUGGUGUUUAAGCAGGCUGUGUGGUCUGCAGCUGUGACAUUUUUUGUUUUUGUUUUAGGGAAUACUGCUCUCCAAAGCUAAGAGUUGACAUUUUGGUUGUAACGCUUAUUCACUUUCAGAACUGGAAGAAAAUUCAAGACAUUCUGUUCUUCCUAUUGUGAUUAGUAGAUUUCCUUAUUUUGACCUUGCCCUUAAAGCUACAGUAUGUAACUUUAUAUUUAAAAAUCUGUUUUUUACAUGUUUGGUCAAACUGCGACUAUGUCCUGACUGUAUGGGAUGAGACAGAUAAUCUGUGAUCUCCUCCAACUUCUUUCUAAGCUAUUAUAACGAUAUGUAAAAUGCACAGCUUCCGGUCAAAAACAACCGAUCAGAGCCAGGAGGAGUGUCUUAGCACUUUCAAUCAUAUUCAUGUGCUUGCUGCUAAAUGGGUCAAUGAUGCAUUCAAACCCAAUGCGUUAUGCGCGUCAAAAACACAUCUGACGCUUCAAGUUUGACACGUGCACUUUUGGUGCGUUCACAUCAAACACAUUUUGAGUGUCAGGUGAGUCUGGUUUACAUUCAAAGUCUCUGUGGAGCAUCGUACAUGUUAGGCGCGCUCAAACGGUUCAAAUGGCGCCUCCACGUAUAGACUUACGCACCUAAUGCUCAAAACGCGUUUGGUGUGAACGCACCACAAUGGCAGAGAAACGGCUCACCGUUACAGGAAAACGUUUUAACGGCCGUCUUCGGCGGCCAUGUUAACUAGCCUUAGCAUUCAUGGCAGACUCAACAGUCAGGAUGGGCAAAGAGCAAGGAGGGGAGUGUCAACGGUGCAUAUGCGAACUGGUUGAAAACGCUAAGACCCUCCCCCCGGCCCUGAUUGGUUGUUUCUGUAGUUAAUACUAGAAGGCGGAUGUGUUCGAUUUCUUUUCUUUUCUUUUUUUUUUUUUUUUUUUUUUUUUUUUUUUACAGAUUAUCUGUCUUAUACUAUACUGACACAAAAUAGUGAUAGUUUUAAUAAAUAUGUAAAAAUGUGUAUGUCUUAUAAAAUUCACAUAUUGUAGCUUUAAUGCUUCUUAUCUUGCCUCGGCUAAUCACAGACACCUAUGAUGAUUUAAUUGAAAUAAUGCUCCAUGAACAUGAUGGUUAGAGACGGUGUAUGUAUGUUGGAACUGAAAUUGUAACGUUUUUUUAAUGAAGUAGUACAUAUAUAAAUAAUUUGGCUAAUAAAUAGUGGGAUUAAUACCCAACAAGCCUUUAUUUAGUUAAAAAUGCACCAAGGCAAUGUCUAAAUGGCCCAUACAUAUGUAGACUAAAAUUGGUAUGUAUUUGAUCUAGAACUGAACAUUUUUUAUGUCUGAUUUCGGUUUUUCGAUAUUUAUUAUCAGUCUAAAUGUAGACUUGUUUAAGCCUAGAAUAACAAGGAAAAAAACUUUUAAACAUGAGCUACACAAAUGCAAAUAGUAUAAUUGUUAAUAUGUACUGCUCAUAGUUUUGAUGUUGCUGUAAACUGUCCUUUUUUAAAAAAAAUCCAAAUCAUGAUGGUUUUAUGAGCAGCUUGAUCGCAGAGGGGCUGUUUGAGACUUUGUGGUUCUGGUUGGAGAUGAAGGUUGAUGAGGAGCUUCGGGUAUUUUCCUUUCAUUAAAACAAACCCAGAAAGCAUCUUCUGUUCACUUAGACAUUCCAGAUAAAAGUGUGCAUUGCUCCAUCCACCAGUACAGCAGAAAUGUGGAAAUCUGUCAUAUUUACCACAAAUGCUCAACAUACAGAUCUCAAAUUGACAAAAAUAGUUUCUUUUUAUGAACAUAUAAGAAAAAGAAAGUGUCAAAAGUGGACCAGUUAGCCUUUGUUUUUCUUAAACAUACUUUUGUCUUUUUUAUUUUGCUUUAUGCCAUGUUAUUUAUUUAUUCUCCAGUUCUAAAUAUUGGUGUCAUAAACAAGCUUUAGCUUUGGAGCUCAAUAUUCACUCUGCUCUAGCUGAGCUAAGCUAACAAGCUGCUAGCUUGAGCUUUUUGUUGAAGGCUAAACAUGAAUACGCAGAAUUUCUAAAGUGGAAUUUAAUUAACUUAAAUUAAACUCCUGUAGCAACCACCUUUGGACAUGUUUUGUUCUAAAGCACAAUUUUUUGGAUCAUAUUGAAUCUUCCCGUGUAAAAGUGAUGCAAUGAACUGUUGGCACUAGUCUGUAAAUACUAAUCAGAGGUUUGCUUCUGACGCAUGUGUACACGGUGCCAUAAAACAGAAAUUCAGCUUUUAACGUGUGCUACAUUUUUAUUUUUCUGCCAGUUAAGACUGAAAGUAUAGAGGUUUACACUCCCAGUGGGAAAACGGUUCGUAGAAAACUGUAUGCGUUGUGUACUUUUCAAGUGAUGACUAAUUGUUGGUGUAAUGUUUUAUAUAUGUAACAUCUGCACAGACAAGUAUUUUACAGAUGUGGAUGUGACGUAAAAUGUCACUGUUUUCUAUGUACUACAUAUUCCUGAACUGUCCAAUAGAAAUUCUACGACGGGGA
Messenger RNA from Poecilia reticulata (guppy), 7860 nucleotides. It is a transcript of the gene clip1b, whose product is annotated as CAP-GLY domain containing linker protein 1b. Gene Ontology annotation, biological process: positive regulation of microtubule polymerization; cytoplasmic microtubule organization. NCBI's taxonomy places the organism in Eukaryota, Metazoa, Chordata, Actinopteri, Cyprinodontiformes, Poeciliidae. Gene Ontology annotation, cellular component: cell cortex; nucleus; microtubule plus-end. The record is from RefSeq and is a predicted model, not a curated record. Gene Ontology annotation, molecular function: microtubule plus-end binding.